AUGGGUGACGUUCGUCCAUCAGGAGUUGCUUACCAGCCUUUGCCAGGUUUUUCUGACGAAGAGCAAGGGUUUGCUGAAGAUCGUCCUCGGUCAAGAAACCAAUUGGCACAUGUUUCGAUCCCUAGUUCCUCAAAUGGCGAUAUUUCACGGCGUCCACUUCAAUCGUUCCGUUCAGCCCUACAAAUUUCGAGUCCAUCGUCGGCCACCACUUUGACAUCAGGACAUUCGCCUCUUGGAUUGUAUUCUCCCAUAACUCCUUAUCUACCUGGAACAACCUUUAAGCUUGGCUGCAAGCAUCGCGAAAGUGCUGAGAAAAGAUAUACCAAAUCCCUUUCAGAACUGGCCUUCGUGGUAGAAUGCCCGCUCGUUGACCCUGUCUUGUCGCCCAUCGUCGCGGAGAAAUCCAAUAGCAAGAACACAGAGUUUACACACUUGCGUUACACUGCAGCAACGUGCGAUCCGGAUGACUUCACGGUGAGGAACGGCUACACACUUCGCGGCCAGGCGUUCAGCCGUUCCACCGAUAUUCUCAUCGCGAUCACCUCGUUCAACGAAGGCGCGUCUAUGUAUGCGCACUCUCUAAGCGGAGUCUUCGCCAACAGUCGCGACCUAUGCACUUCUCAAAAGUCGAGGUACUGGCGAUCUUGUGCUGGAGAAGCUGGCCCAGCGUGGCAACGCAUCACGGUGGCCUUGGUUGUCGAUGGUUUGGAGGAAAUGGAUGGCAGCGCGUUGGAAUUCUUGACGGGGGCCGGACUAUGUCAGCCCGGUGUUAUGAGACCCCAGGUCGACGGAGCGGAGACGACUGCUCAUAUUUUCGAGUCCUUAAUACCCGCAAAGCGACUGGACAAAGAAUCUCAAUUAAGCGGCCACUCAGACGAUAUCCCUAUCCAGUUUAUCCUUAUCAUCAAGGCGAAGAACGAAAGGAAGAUAAGUUCUCAUCGCUGGGUUCUUAACUCCAUCGCAAAGAACCUGAACCCGGAGAUUUGCAUAUUCCUAGAUGCUGGCACUAAACCCGGACCGAAGGCGAUUUAUCGUCUUUGGGAUGCUUUCCAUAAUGACCCACAUCUUGGAGGCGCGUCAGGCCAGAUUCACACCCCGCAAGGCAGAAUGCUGCUCAACCCCCUUGUCGCAGCACAGAACUUCGAGUACAAAACCUCUAGUGUUUUCGACAGACCUCUGGAGAGCACUUUCGGCCAUGUUGUCGUUUUACCAGGUGCCUUCAGCGCAUACCGAUACAGAGCUAUCCUCGGUCGACCAUUGGAGGAAUAUUUCAAGGGCGAUCAUUCCAUGGCUAACAGGCUAGGAAUUGACGGUAUGCGUGGUAUGAGCAUCUUCCAGAAGAAUCUCUAUCUGGCCGAAGAUCGCAUUCUCUCCUUCGAGCUCGUGGCGAAGGAAGGCGAGAAAUGGACAACUGCAUACAUCAGGUCAAGUACCGCAGAAACAGACGUACCAGAAAACCCAACGGAACUUCUGAGCCAACGGCGUCGGUGGUUGAACGGGGCUCUUGCCGCUAACUUCUACGCUCUUGCGAACUUCGGGAGAUUCUAUCGCACGACGCAUGGGUGGAGACAGUUGGCAUUAUUCCACCUUCAAGCUAUUUGCAAUCUUGCCUCCAUGGUGUUCUCGUGGUUCACCUUGGCGAAUCUUUGGCUCGCUUUUAGCAUUUUACUAGAUUCUUUGCCCGGAUAUGCACCGUCCCGAUACAUGUUCUUGAUCGCCGGCAUGAGCAAGAUGAUCAAAGGUGUCUACCUUCUCUGCCUUCUGAUGCAGUUCCUGCUUGCAUUCGGCAAUCGCCCAAGAGCGGAGCGUAUUGCCUAUGAUUUCACCCUCUGUUUCUUUGGGUUUGUUCCUUUGUAUUUGAUGUUCAUGCCCGCGUUGUUGUCCUGGCUGUCCGCUGUGCCCCUCAGCCCUAGCAGCAUUGAAAAUGCGGAUUCGACAUCCAAGUCGGCAGGAUCGGCUCUAGCCGCGGUUUUCGGCCCUAUGGGCUCUACCCCAGGAAUCACCCUUAUCACUUCACUUCUUUAUCUUGACUUCCCCCAUCUAGUGCAUUCGUCAAUCCAAUACAUUUGCAUGGGUCCCAGCAUCAUCAAUGUGCUAACCGUAUACGCAUAUUGUAACCUUCAUGACGUAUCAUGGGGAACGAAAGGCUGCGAUCAAGUGGAGAUUCUGACGCCCUGUGUAUCCUCUUCCAAGCUUCCGACACAAGUCGUUAUGGAGGCGAAGCGAAGCUCUGCACGCGAUAAUUCGAGGACUAGGUCCGCGAUUGAAGAUGCGCACAAGAGCUUCCGCACGAGAGUCGUGACUUUUUGGAUCUCUUGCAACAUCAUACUGGCCGUCGCCGUCGAGAGCUAUGGGGGAUGGCUCAACCUCGCCGACCCUUCCAUCACUGCAGAACAAGUGCGCUUGUUUUAUGCCGAUAAAUCCGAGCUACGGAAUGCGUACCUUGCCGGCCUGGGUAGCUUUGCGUAUUGGCUCGUUCUUCUGCGCUUCGUUGGGAGCGUGAUCUUUUGGGCAAGGAGCAAUAUGUCGGGUUGGUGGAGACGGAAUUCAUGA
Molecule: messenger RNA, 2553 nt
Organism: Cyclocybe aegerita
Lineage: Eukaryota; Fungi; Basidiomycota; Agaricomycetes; Agaricales; Hemipholiotaceae
Source: the annotation of a GenBank genome assembly